Molecule: messenger RNA, 765 nt
Organism: Dendrobium catenatum
Lineage: Eukaryota; Viridiplantae; Streptophyta; Magnoliopsida; Asparagales; Orchidaceae
Exons: 5
Coding region: 1-765 (254 amino acids)
Source: RefSeq, a predicted model, not a curated record
AUGCCGCCAGGUACACGUGUUCAUAUAGAGGUGAAUGAGAAUAAUAUGCCAAGCAAUAUUUCAGAGUCUAUCCUAUUAGGAUCAUAUAUAGGUGUCAUUGCAAGAGAUCCUUCAAAGUUUGCAUUUCCUGGACAUAUACGUCAUUGGAUUCUUCAAUCCCUUGGAGUUAAGUGGUGUAACCAUAAGACUAAUUUAAAAGCUGAGCAUUGGGACAGCCAUCCUAUUGAGGAAAUUAUGGAGUCUAUUCCAGCUAGUGUUGAUGCAACACAGUGGUGUCAUCUAGAAACCCAGUGGUCACAACCAAAAGAUAAGGAGUGGGUUGCCAUAAAUGCUGCAAAUGCAAAGAAACAGACUUGUCCUCACACUAUGGAGCGUGUGAGUUCUGUUCGAAGGCAACAAGUGAUGGCUAUCAAGGAUAGAUUAUUAUUAUGUAGAGUUAACAUAUUGCAUAAAGAUGGCACCUGGUCAUCUGAAGAUGCUAAUCAGAGAUGGAUACAAGCUUGCGAGCUUUUGGCUAAAGAUGGACUUACACCAGAGGAUGGGAAUGUGGAGGCUAAUGAAAGGGUGUUCAGUAUGGUAAUGGGACCUGAACACCCAGGCAGAGUUAGAACCCAAGGUUUUGGUGUCACACCUACACGAUAUUUCCCUCAUAGCAUAAAUAAUGGCACGAGCAGCUGUAGAAGCAAUUUAAGUCAAAUAGUAAAUCUCAAAGAGGAUGUGAACUCAUUACCUACUGAAAUGAGGCAAUUCAUACAAGAAAUUUGA